Molecule: messenger RNA, 2553 nt
Organism: Xenia sp. Carnegie-2017
Lineage: Eukaryota; Metazoa; Cnidaria; Anthozoa; Malacalcyonacea; Xeniidae
Exons: 1
Coding region: 314-1411 (365 amino acids)
Biological process (GO): regulation of transcription by RNA polymerase II
Cellular component (GO): nucleus
Molecular function (GO): RNA polymerase II cis-regulatory region sequence-specific DNA binding; DNA-binding transcription factor activity, RNA polymerase II-specific
Source: RefSeq, a predicted model, not a curated record
UUUCAUUUAACAGCACGAAACAUUUACCUAAAUGUCAUUUGAAAGAUUUAGAUGGUAUUUUUUUGAAAAAGAAGACUGCGCGUUCCUCUCGUGAAUAGUCUCGACUAAACAUGCGCAAAGGAUGUUUAUAAUGCGACAUUGAUGCUUUGAUUAUGCAACACCUGAUCGACUCACGUGAUACGCUGCUUGUAUCUGCCGAGCCAUCGAGAGAAUCAUCAGACGUCCCUGUGUGCAUAGGUUUUAUGUAUUCAACAGAAAUGGCGAAGAAUGUGACGAAUUGUUUUAAGCUGAAGGCCAAAAUAUUGUGUUAAAAAUGACAGAAUCUGUGUGUACAGUUACCGAAGAGGUGUUCGAAGGUGAAAGGAGCAAGAAAAGAGAAGAGAAAGGGAAGAAAAGUGAAUACUCUCGUAGAGACCAGACGAACGGCAAAGCAGCUGUCGAAUGGGGAAAUUCUAAACGUCAUACAUUUGAAAAUGCGAAUGAGAGCGGGGCUAUUUUCGCAGCUAGUCUUAGCAACAUGUCACCAGAGGAGUACGCUCGAAAACUUGCGGAGUUUAACGCGCAGAAUGGCUCUUAUAUGAAAAACGCUUAUCCAUCGGUUGAUCCUCGAGCGUACUAUGGUUGGAUGCCAACCACCGGAUUUAAUCCUAUGCGAGUUCCUGCGUUUAUUUAUCCACAUUCUCUUGUUGGAUUCGCCCCAACUUUUGCGUGGAUGCAGUCUAAUGAUUCCAACGCUAUUAAAACAUUUGGGAAAGUUGCAAACGUUCCAAAGGUUGAACGCUGGAAAGGCAGUCGAAAGGAACAACAGCAUUCGAUUUGCAACUCUGAUCUUACUAGUCUGGCGAAUCACGAUGGCUCAACAGUCUACGCUAAAAGUGAUUCGAGCUCUGAAAACGUUUCCGAGUCUGUUAAAGCAACAAAUAGUGAUGAAGAUGAGGGUAUGGUACUUGACGAGCGUGAAACGUUAAAAAGACGUCGUCAAAAGGAUGCUGAAAAAAAUCAAACGCCUCAAGACUUCAAAAUUACAGAGAGACGAAGUAGCGUUAUACAAGAGAACAAGUCGAUUCAUGUACAACAAUCAGCAUUGUUGAAUCGUUCUUCUCAUCUUUUUGACGAUAAAUCAUCUAUGAACACUGAAAUUGAUCAGAAUAAGCCUGCAAAAAGAGGUCGAGCGUCUACACGGCAAAUCGAGAAGACUGAACAGUAUUGGGAUCGUCGUAAGAAAAAUAACAUGAGCGCUAAAAAGUCUCGAGAUGCUCGUAGGCAACGCGAAGCUCUCAUAAAUCAACGUGCUGCUAUGUUAGAAACAGAAAAUCUUCGCUUAAGAGCGGAGUUGGCUACAGUAAGAGACGAAAAUUCUCGACUAAAACAAGAACUGAACAGUUUGAAAAUGACGCAAUCGUCUGCGUGAUUUCUUAAGUGUGUAUACAAUUGGUACAAUGAGAAGAGCUUGUAUUGUACAAAUAUGUAUCAUAUAUAAUUUGCUAAAGAGAUGGCCUCCGGAAGAAAUAUUCGAGAAAACGUUACAUCGACAUUCUGAUGGUUAAGCUCUAUACCUUUAAAAUCAUUUCCUCAAAGUUCAAGAAAGAUAGAGAGGGGAAGAGGGAAGGAAGGAGUAAUUGUUACACGGAACUAUUCGUCAUUUGUUCAUCUUUCAAAACUUUCCUCCGGUAGUUAUAUAACUUUAGUACGUAUAUCCAAGUUUAUCCAUAUUUGUUUAAGUGCUCAACUAAUUCUUUGUUUGGCCUAAGCUUUUCAAAGUAGUUAUAUAAGAAGAACUUGAUAAACGAUCUAUACCACAAUAGAUUUAUCAGAAAACUUUGCACACAUUUAUUUUUCCGUAAAUUGUAAAGCAUUUGAGGUUUUGCCAUUAACUUAACAUAAACCCUAUAUAAUUGGACUUCGAUUACUAUUGAAAUAAUUUGAAGGGAUUUAGAAAAACAGAUCAUAUGUGUUUUAACACCAAAUAUUUUAAUUCAAAGUAAGGCGCCUUCGCAAAAUCAUUAGCUUCAGUUUGUUUUUCAGUUUAUUGCAAAAGCAACACCUGCUUUUAAAAAAUCUUUCUAGACUUGUUAUUUAUAUAAGUUCUCACAAUCUGGCUUGCUAUAGACAAUUGCCUUGAGUGUGCGAGACGCCUAAAACUCACGUUUUUUUUAUUCGACGUGGCAAAGUCGACAAACUAUAAAGUAACUCAGUGAAAAUGCACAUCAAGUUUAACCCAUUUACAAUGCAUAUGAAUUAGUUUCAGUUUGAUAGGCCAAUGUAAGCCACCGAAGUCUUGCAUUAGAUUUAUAUUGUACAUAAAUAUAUGUUAUAUUCUUGUCUUUUAACAUAUUCUGUAGACUGUUUGUGUCACAUAAAUAUGUGAUUAACGAAUAACUCUCUUGUAUAGUUCAUAUGUGCUUCAUUUUGUGGAGCGUUUUAAUUCUAUAUAUAUAUACAUAUAUAUACGUACGUGUGUGUACAAUACUUUAUUCAUAUACUAUGUAAUUAUGAUAUAUCUUCAUAAGUUUGCGAGAAAAUUCAAUAUUACGAUAUUGCACUUUAACGUGA